AUGUCUGAUACAUCACGAGAAAAAAUAUAUGGCGUUGAUGCAUCAGAACGUAAUACACGUUUAUUACGUAUUAAAAUUAUACGAGCAGUUGAUUUACAACGACGAGAUUUCCUUGGUGGAUCGGGUGAUCCAUAUGUAAAAGCUUUACUUCAAACACGUGAAAGUCGAAAUCAAACAGUCGAUAUUGCUCGUACACGUACUGUACCUAAAACACUUAACCCAGUAUGGAAUCAAGACUUUAUUUUUCGAGUUGAUCCAACUAAACAUCGACUUGUAUUUGAGAUAUACGAUCAAAAUAAGCUUACGAAAGAUGAAUUUCUUGGUAUGUUUUUCAUUGAAAUAAACUUAAAUAUCCCAUAUGAAUCAGCUGAGCAACCGCUGUUAGUAAAAGAUUAUCCAUUAUUAAAACGAAGUGUUCUUCAACGUGUUCGUGGUAAUGCAUCAGUUGGAUUAUGCUAUAUUAAUUCAGAUACACCAUUAAUACGUACGAAUUCAAUUGAAAGUGCAACUAGUAUUCCACAGAAUGAGCCUGGAUUCGAAAUGAUUAAUCAUCGUGAUGUAGCUGAACCACCAGCUACAGUUCCUGAAGGGCCCUUACCACCCGGAUGGGAAGAGCGAAAAGAUGCUGCUGGUCGAACUUAUUAUGUUGAUCAUAAUUCUCGUACAACAAGCUGGAAUCGUCCAACUGGACGAACUAUUGCUGGUUCUCAACGACCUCAGGCACCAGUUGUUGGUCGACGUCAAAUAGAUGAUAUGGAAGCUAAUAAUGCUCAACCCCAAACUACUACAAGUCCAGUAGCAGCUGCACGUGGUUCAACACCUACUACUGUAACAGAUGGUCUUGGUCCUUUACCGCCUGGUUGGCAAAUGUCAAGGAACGACAAUGAACGUACAUUCUUCAUUGAUCAUAUUAAUAAACGAACAACUUGGGUUGAUCCACGAACAGGUAAACCAAGCCCUCAACCAUCUGCUCUAAGUGAAGUAAAUCAAAAUGGGCCAUUACCAUCAAAUUGGGAAGUUCGCACUAUGCCAGAUGGUCGUGUAUAUUAUAUUGAUCAUACGAAUAAAACAACAACUUGGACAGAUCCACGUGUUGCUGGACCGACUGUUCCAUAUUCACGUGAUUAUCAAGCCAAAUACCAUACGUUUCGUCGUACAAUACCUCGACCUAAAGCUCAUGUUGGUCCACAAGUUGAAUUACAUGUUGAUCGUAAAGAUGUUAUGGAAACAUCAUUUCGUGUUAUAAUGAGUAUUAAAGAUGUUGAAGUUCUUAAAACAAGACUUUGGGUAGUAUUUGAUGGUGAACGUGGUUUAGAUUAUGGUGGAUUAAGUCGUGAAUGGUUUUUAAUUUUAUCACGUCAGAUGUUUAACCCAUACUAUGGUCUAUUUGAAUAUAGUGCUAUCGAUAACUAUACACUCCAAGUCAAUCCAUUAUCGGGUAUAUUUAAUGAAGAACAUGUCAAAUAUUUUCGUUUUAUUGGUCGUAUUAUUGCUAUGGCUAUUUAUCAUGGCAAACUACUUGAAGCUUUUUUUAUUCGUCCAUUUUAUAAAAUGUUAUUAUCAAAACAAAUUACACUUGCUGAUAUGGAAUCAGUUGAUCGCGAAUAUUAUCAAUCAUUAAAAUAUAUUCUUGACAAUGAUCCAACUGAAUUAGAUCUUUAUUUUGUUGUCAAUGAAGAAGUUCUUGGAGAAUUACGUGAACAUGAGCUUAAACCUGGUGGUCAACAUAUACUCGUGACUGAACAAAAUAAACAAGAAUAUAUUGAGAUGGUGAUUAAUUAUCGAUUUGUACAACGAAUAAAAAUACAAAUGGAUGCAUUAAGACAUGGUUUUAAAGAAAUAUUACCACUUGAAUAUAUUCAAAUAUUUGAUGAAAAAGAAGUUGAACUUCUAAUAAGUGGUUUAGGAGAAAUUAAUGUUAAUGAUUGGCGAACAUAUACAAUGUAUAAAGGUGGUUAUACACCUGAUAAUGCUGUUAUUCAACAUUUUUGGAAGGCUAUUGGAUCGUUUAAUACAGAAGAGCGUACUCGUUUACUUCAAUUUGUAACUGGUACAUCUCGAUUACCAAUGAAUGGUUUUCGUGAAUUAUGGGGUUCAUCUGGUCCACAAUUAUUUACAAUUGAAAAAUGGGGUGAUCGUACAAAAUUGCCACGUGCUCAUACUUGCUUUAACCGGAUCGAUCUUCCACCCUAUGAAAACUAUCAAGAUUUACGUACUAAAUUAAUUCAAGCAAUGGAGAUGAGUGAAGCAUUCGAAGGUGUUGAUUAA
Molecule: messenger RNA, 2268 nt
Organism: Adineta steineri
Lineage: Eukaryota; Metazoa; Rotifera; Eurotatoria; Adinetida; Adinetidae
Source: the annotation of a GenBank genome assembly